Messenger RNA from Paramuricea clavata, 1410 nucleotides. Lineage: Eukaryota; Metazoa; Cnidaria; Anthozoa; Malacalcyonacea; Plexauridae. The record is from the annotation of a GenBank genome assembly.
AUGCAAAAACUUGCUUAUGAUAUUGUUAAGUCUCAUUUUCAUGAUACAUCAUCCGAAAAAGAGCCAUUAUGUCUCAUUAUAAAUGGUGUUGCAGGAACUGGUAAAAGUUACCUUAUUAAUGCCAUUAGAAAUCUUUUGCAAAGUAAAUGUGCUGUUACUGCUACCACAGGUAAAGCUGCUUAUAACAUUAGAGGUGUAACUGUGCAUUCUCUAUUAAAGUUACCUAUAGGAUCAAGAGGUAAUAAAGACCUGACAGGACAAAGCUUGUGUAGGUUACAAGAGAGUGUUAAUAACAUUGGAUACAUCAUUAUUGAUGAAUACUCUAUGCUUGGCCAAGUCACUUUUGGUUGGAUAGACAAGCGUUGCAAACAAGCAACUGGUUCUAAUGACAAAGUAUUUGGAGGAAAAUCAUUGAUUUUAACUGGUGAUCCAGGUCAAUUGCCACCAGUAGCAGAUAAACCUCGUUACCAUGCUAAACCAUCAAACGCUGUUGGUGAACAAGGCCAUCAAGCAUAUCAUAAGUUUGACAAAGUUGUUAAACUCACUGUAAAUCAACGUGAGCAAGAUAUGACAUCUGAGCAAGUACAGUUCAGAGAUUUGUUAUUACGACUUCGCAAAGGUGAUUCAACAGUUGAUGACUGGAAGUUACUUCUGACACGUCAACCAUCGAAUGUUACUAAUUUAUGUGACUUUGAAGAUUCUACUAGACUUUUUUAUAGUAAUGAACAAGUUGCUAAUUACAACCAUGAGCAGCUAACAAAACUUGAGCAUCCAAUUGCUCAUAUUAAUGCUCGCCAUUCAUCAGCAUUUGCCAAAAAGAUAUCAUCAGAUGAUAUGUCUGGGUUAGAACCUGUUGUGUUUCUAGCAAAAGGUGCAAGGGUCAUGUUAACCAUGAAUUUGUGGUCAAGUGUUGGUCUCUGUAAUGGGGCUAAUGGGACAGUUGUUGAUAUUAUCUAUCAGAACAACCAUUAACCACCUGACUUACCCAUUGCGGUAAUAGUAGAAUUUGAAAACUAUAGAGGACCUUUUUUUAAUGAAAACCAACCAUUUUGUAUCUCAAUAUAUCCAAUCACUGUCACAUCCCAGACAGAAAUAGGUUUCCAUGUGAGGCAACAGUUACCUCUUAGGCUUGCGUGGGCUCUAACAAUACACAAGAGCCAAGGACUUAAACUUCCAAAAGCAUGGAUAGAUAUUGGCAAAUCUGAAAGAACUGCUGGGGUUUCGUAUGAUGCUAUUAGCAGUAAUAGCAGAGUAAAAUCACUUGCAUCUUGUGUCAUUGAGCCAAUGACGUAUGAACGAUUAACAAGCUUGAAAUCAUCAGCUAACUUACAAUAUAGGCUUGAAGAAGAAAACAGGUUAGAUCAGUUAGCACAAACUACUAGCAGUGCAGUUACUAUUGAGUUUGAAUAA